UCGUUCCCGAAAUUCUGGCCGACAAACAGGGGAGAAUCAAAACAAUAUGACAGCUUGACAGUGCAGUUGGACUCUGAAAAACAAUCUGGUGGAAUAUGGACUAGAAAGUUUAUCUUGUCGCCUCAUCCAGUAUGUAUAAAUGCAUUUCGGGUUUUUCCAGCUAUAGGUUUUUAUUUGCCAAUUUAACAAGAGUGAUUUGGUUUUUUAUUUGAUCUCAACAAGUCUAGAUUACUAUUUAAAUAAUCUUAAUCAAUAAUCACUCCAACCGAAACCACAGAAAUUGUGUGUGUGUGUAUAUAUAUAUAUAUAUAUAUAUAUAUAUAUAUAUAUAUAUAUAUAUAUAUAUAUAUAUAUAUAUAUAUAUAUAUAUAUACAUAUAUAUAUAUAUAUACAGUAUAUAUAGGUCAUGUUAGUUUUAUUUAAAGAGAAUAUUUUGCAGAUAAUAUUAACCCUGCAUGACCCUAACACCAACUCUAACCACAACAAAAUCCUCAACAAUACUCUAAAACUAGCAAAUUUAAAUUUAGGAUUUGUCUGGUGGUCAAGUUGUUAAUAUUUUCCAUUACACGAAAUGGCCGGACCACCAAAUUCCGCCCGACGCAGAUGCAAUCAUCACGCUGACGUCAUUGGUUGAGAAUUCAAUAAAGAAUUAUGGUCUAGGGCCAAUCAUCGUUGUAUGCAGGUACAUUAUUAAAUUAUUUAAUACAGUAUUAGGCCUACAUAUUGUGCACUUAUUAUGUCUGCUCUGGAGAGUACCAAUGUUUAACGAGACGAAGUUGAAGGAAAAAAAUUGAGAUUCAAGCAAAAACAAAACAAAUAUUUCCUGAUAUAGAACAGCGACAUUAAUUGUUUUGUUUUUCAUGUAUAGCGGCAAAGAAUUAGUAAACAAAUUCACAAAUUAAACAAUUAUACUAGCUACUAAAAAAACGUUUCAGCAGUACUCCCUGUUGUUUUAAGAGUUUUUUGUAUUUUCCUUCUGCAUAUGUUAUACUGUAGUCUGUAAGUAUUCUUUUUCUAAACCGGUCGGUGGGAGCGAGUAACCUGCACUGGGGGAAAAAAGUGAAAUCCAUACUAUGAUAUUUGCAAUUGCACCACUAACUCCGUAGUACCCCCGUAGUAGUAUGUCCAUACUAUUUCGACAUUACAUCCAUAGCAUGGAAAUAUACAAUUAUAGGCCAAAAAAAUAUGUGGGUUUCCGGUUUCCCGACCCUACCUAGCUUUUGGACGUCGAAAUCCCUACCCUAACCUUUUUUUGGAUCAUGCUUGUAAGUGUUUCCACUUAGAGGAAAAAGUUUGUGGAAAAUUGAAAUUUGAGGCAAUAUUAAGGAAAUUUAUCUUUGGAUGUGGAAGCACUGACUAAACAAAAUGGCGUCCGGUUGUUUGGAAAAUCUAAAAAAAAAGUUUAAAAAAAAAAGUUAAAACCGACCUACCCUACCUAAGUUUUUAUAAGAAGAAACCAGAAACCCACAUAUUUUUUUUGGCCUUAUCAUGGAUAGUCAAAAUCCAUUCUAUUUCCAGUAAAGGUCCAUACAAUUUCCAUUCUAUGACCUUCUAUGGAUUUUCAAAAUUUUUUCCAGUGCUGUGGGAGCACCUCAGUUUUCAGCUUCGGUUGAUAACACAACUUUUGGCUUGAUAGUUCUUGAUAUUCUGCGAAAUUGUUAAUUGACAGUAUUCCUUUCUUACUGCGACAACUGCCGGUUGACAAUUCUCUGCCGGCAAAUGAUAAUAGUGCUCUAAAAAUGCUAUAGAAUCCCCGUUUUACAUCACAAAUUAAAUUUUAUAUCGUCCUCAAAAUAUAAGGCAAAUGAAAAUUUGAGAAAGCUUUUGGAAAUCCAAAGAAAGAAUUGGCAAUUAUUUUUCCUUUUCUACAUCAUAAUGUCUGUGCAUUUAAGUAAUAGCUCAAUUUGAUAUUUUUCAGAUCAAUUUGCAUAGGAUAGAAUUAUAUAUUUAUAUAUUUCAGCGAUGGAGCAGGUCGAACAGGAACAUACAUUGCAAUUUCAAACCUUCUUGAACGAAUGAAAAUUGAACAAGCAAUGGAUGUUUUCCAAGCCAUAAAAAUGAUCAGAGGAACACGACCUCAAUUUGUCGAAAAUGCCGUAAGUACAAAUUUGACGAAAAUGUAGCUGGACUUAACCUUAUUUUGUAUUAAUAACUAACACGAUUAUAGUAUAAGAGUCGUAUUUUUGGUUUUGAAAGAAUGGAUUGAGGGAGAAAUUAUUUAUAAGAAUUAUUCAAAUUAAUGCGCGGAGAGCAAUCGGUAGGCGGCCAUAUUGGCUUUUUGCUCGGAAAAUAACUGAUGACCAACUGUUACCGAUGUUGAACAUAUAGAAGCAAAUGUAUCCCAUGAGCAAGAAUCCCGAGCUAAAUCUCCCUCAAUCAUGGGGCCGGUUGUUCAAAGAUAGAUUAACGCUUAUAUAUAACACUUAUAUAUACAACCCUUUGUUAAAAUUUAACCAUGCAUCUGUUUGGGUAUAUAUAUAUAUGGGUACAUCCGCACUUCUGUUUAUUUCAGUCAACUGGAUUGAUCCAGACAAGAAUUUUGGAAAAAUAUCUUUAUGUUUAUAAACAAGCCAAGGACUUUUCGUUAGUCUAGGGGUAUAAGUAAAUCGGCUUUCGAACAACUGGGCCUUGAAUUGUAACAAAAAUUAAAUUGUUUUCUUCUUUAGGAACAAUACAAGUUCUGUUACACUGCCAUUAUGGCGUACCUGGAUGGCUUCAGUGACUACGCUAAUUUCGAGUGA
Paramuricea clavata is the source of this 2741-nucleotide messenger RNA. NCBI's taxonomy places the organism in Eukaryota, Metazoa, Cnidaria, Anthozoa, Malacalcyonacea, Plexauridae. The record is from the annotation of a GenBank genome assembly.